AUGAGCAUGAAUGACCGAGAAAAGGUAGAGAUGUUGUUAUUCCUUUUGCAGAAUGUGGAUGUUUUUGCCUGGAAUCCGUAUGAAGUGCCCGGCGUAGAUCCCAAGUUCAUUGUCCACAAGCUUAACGUGGACCCAUCAUUCCCCCCGAAAAAGCAAAAACCGAGAAGAGCAUCGAAAGAGCAUGUUGACGCGAUAAACUUGGAAGUCCAGAGGCUGAAGGAGGCAGGAGUGAUAAGAGAAAUAUUCUUCCCGAAAUGGUUAGCAAAUACGGUGGUAGUAAAGAAAAAGAACGUGGAAGUAUACAUUGACGACAUGGUGGUAAAGAGCAGAAAGGAGUCGCAACAUACGGAAGACUUUCGGGGAGUAUUUGAGAUACUUCGGCAGCAUAAGUUGCGCUUGAACGACGAGAAGUAUACUUUCGGUGUGGGGGCUAGCAAGUUCUUGGGUUAUCUGAUUUCUACUCGGGGGAUAGAGGCCAACCCCAACCAGAUAGAGGCCGUGAAUCACCUCAGACUGCCGAGCAAUCCUAAGGAAGUACAAGUGCUAACCGGGAUGUUAGCUACCCUAAACCGAUUCAUCUCCAAAUUUGCUGAUUGUUGCAGACCGUUUUAUCAACUUUUGAAGAAGUGGAAGGGGUUUCAGUGGGAUGAGGAAUGUGACAAGGCUUUUCGAGAUCUGAAGGAAUACUUGGCAAAAGCGCCCAUGUUAACGGCCUCGGAGUCCGGGGAGGAUUUGUUUAUGUACCUCUUGGUGUCCGACCACGCCGUGAGUGCUGUGUUACUAAGAGACCAAGGAGUGCAGCAGCCAGUGUAUUACAUAAGCAAAACCUUAGUAGAUGCCGAGACGAGAUACCUGCCCCUGGAGAAGUUAGUGUUGGCACUGGUGCACGCCAUGAGGAAGUUGUCGUAUUACUUUCAGGCUCAUACUGUGUUCGUCCUCAACGAGUAUCCCCUACAGUCAUUGUUAAAAAGAUCGGACUUCACGGGCCAAAUAGCCAAGUGGGGAACUCGGUUGGGUUCGUUCGACAUAAGGUACCAGCCGCGAAGCUCGGUGAAGGGACAGGUUCUUGCUGAUUUCAUUACAGAAUUUACCCCUAAGAACGACGGGAAGAUAAUCUGUAAUGCAGAAAGUCGUCCGUGGAAGGUGUUUGUAGACGGCGCUUCGAAUGCUAUGGGGGCCGGAGUCGGAAGCUUUGAAGCUCGGGACUCUCAGAUGAAAGCUUAUCUGAGUACAGCUAAGCAAAUCAUUAGCCAGUUCGGGACAGUGAAGGGGGCCCAGGUAGGUCGGGCACAAAACAGGCAUGCCGACUCGCUGGCCAUGUUGGCCUCAUUCGCUACCGAGGAUACUCCUCGGCUCGUCAAAAUAGAGCUUAUAAGGGAGCCAAGUAUCGAUGUGAAAAAUGAUUAUGACCCGGCCAGGGUUGAGGUGGCCAUGGUGUCAGUGGCCAAUCCGUGCUGGAUGAACCCGAUCAUAGAUUUCUUAGCCGAGGACAAAGUUCCGGACGAUGAAAAGGAGGCUAAAAAGAUUCGUUGGGUGGCUCCCUGGUACUGGCUGUCGGCAGAUUGCAAAUUGUAUCGGAGGUCUUUCGCAGGUCCUUACCUUUUAUGCCUACAUCCCGAGAAAGUAAACGAACUUCUAACCGAGCUGCAUGACGGAGUGUGUGGUGGCCAUGUUGGGGGGCGGUCUUUAGCACACAGGACAAUGACCCAGGGGUUUUAG
Messenger RNA from Quercus robur (English oak), 1719 nucleotides. RefSeq lists its product as uncharacterized. The transcript has 3 exons. The record is from RefSeq and is a predicted model, not a curated record. NCBI's taxonomy places the organism in Eukaryota, Viridiplantae, Streptophyta, Magnoliopsida, Fagales, Fagaceae. The coding region runs from base 1 to 1719 and encodes 572 amino acids.